AAAGGAAAAGGGGCAGGGGUAGGUGUAAGAUUGACCAAACGACUAUCGCACACCACCAUUUUCUCAAAGUCUUCUGUUUUCAUCAAUACCUACCUACCAGUCUACCCACUCAUAUAUAAACCCCUUUUCCCUUCUUUUAUUUCUCAGCUUGCACGUUCAAAGAGAACUACAAGCUGCAAUCUGUACGCUUUCAAUUCAUUUUCUUUUAUAGAUUUACACGAGAUUCAAUCAAAAUGCAUACAAUUGCUCCAUCAUCCGGUGUAACUCUCAAAUCCUUAGUCCAGCAAACAUCGCCACCGCCGGGUCAGAUCAACCGGUUCGUCCCAGCUCGACUCGUCGUCCAAUGCGGGUACCGGUUUGACUCAGCCAACACAAACGCUAGUACUGUCAAUACCAACGGUAUUCCGGCGAGCAACAAUUUCGCCGGCCAUGUCGGAGCGUCAAGAGCUGACUGGCAGAGCUCUUGUGCUAUUCUGGCGAGCAAGGUUGUUUCACAGCAGCAGGAUACCGAGAAAACAGGUGGAGCUGGUGAGAUAACUGUAGUGAACGGACACAAAUCUCUGGAUCUCUUUCCGAUUGAUAACAAUCUCCCCAAGCCGCUCACAAUUACUGAUCUCUCUCCUGCGCCCAUGCACGGCUCGCAGCUUCGCGUAGCCUAUCAAGGAGUACCCGGCGCGUAUAGUGAAGCUGCUGCUGGAAAGGCUUAUCCUAAAUGCGAAGCCAUACCUUGCGAUCAAUUUGAAGUUGCAUUUCAAGCAGUGGAACUUUGGAUUGCAGAUCGUGCAGUACUCCCUGUAGAAAAUUCUCUUGGAGGUUCAAUUCACCGCAAUUAUGAUCUCCUCCUCCGUCACCGUCUCCACAUAGUCGGUGAAGUCCAACUUCCCGUUCAUCAUUGCCUCUUAGCUCUUCCAGGUGUUCGUAAAGAGUACCUGACCAGAGUCAUCAGCCAUCCACAAGCCUUAGCCCAGUGCGAGCUCACUCUCACAAAACUCGGCCUGAACGUAGUGCGUGAAGCUGUCGACGACACUGCCGGAGCUGCGGAGUACAUCGCCGCCAACAACCUCCGUGACACAGCCGCAAUCGCGUCGGCACGGGCCGCAGAACUAUACGGUCUACAGAUCCUGUCCGAAGGAAUCCAGGAUGAUUCAAGCAACGUGACUCGAUUCGUGAUGCUCGCCAGAGAACCAAUAAUUCCCCGAACCGAUCGUCCAUUCAAAACGAGCAUCGUUUUCGCACACGACAAAGGAACGAGCGUGCUGUUCAAGGUGCUAUCAGCUUUUGCUUUUAGGAAUAUCAGCUUGACGAAGAUCGAGUCUCGGCCACAUCGUAACCGGCCGAUUCGAUUGGUGGAUGAUGCAAAUGUGGGAACAGCAAAGCAUUUUGAAUACAUGUUCUAUGUAGAUUUUGAAGCGUCAAUGGCGGACGUGAGGGCACAGAAUGCGUUGGCUGAAGUUCAGGAGUUCACAUCUUUCUUGAGGGUAUUGGGUAGCUAUCCUAUGGACAUGACCCCAUGGUGUCCAUCUAGGGAAGAGUAAACAAUUCUUUUUCAUGAGACGUCAACAAAUAAUUAUUUUCUUUAAUUUGUAAUUAUAUUUUCCGAAUUAGGUAAAAUACAAGCAAUUUAACUUCAAUUCCAUUUAAA
Solanum pennellii is the source of this 1642-nucleotide messenger RNA. RefSeq names its product arogenate dehydratase/prephenate dehydratase 6, chloroplastic-like. NCBI's taxonomy places the organism in Eukaryota, Viridiplantae, Streptophyta, Magnoliopsida, Solanales, Solanaceae. Bases 234 to 1535 code for a protein of 433 amino acids. Gene Ontology annotation, molecular function: prephenate dehydratase activity; arogenate dehydratase activity. Gene Ontology annotation, cellular component: cytoplasm; chloroplast. The record is from RefSeq and is a predicted model, not a curated record. The transcript has a single exon. Gene Ontology annotation, biological process: L-phenylalanine biosynthetic process.